GCUUGUGUUGUAGUCAUUUGUCAAAGGGUAAAGCCAAACUUUUAACUAGCCAGUUUUGGACCCCGGAGCAAGGGCGCUUCUCAGGAUUGUCUUCAAUAUGCUUUGUCCGAGGUGAUGGAAUGAACUGCGUUGAGAGUGAAAGACAGACAUUUUGUUAAUUUUGCCAAUUACGGUUGCUAGCGCUUAGCUAGCCUGUUCGCUGGCUAACUGGGAGCUCGUCACUCUGUCAACAAGUUUUGUUCAGCAUGGACUGCACGGCGCUGGAGCUCGAUGGCGUCAAAUUUGCUAAAACAGCUGUUACCUAUGACCAGAAUGGCAAAUAUAACGAGGCUGUGUUUUAUUAUAAGGAGGCAGCCCAGGCUCUGAUAUAUGCUGGGAUGGCAGGGUCCAAACUGGAGGGAAUCCAGGACAAAGUGAAUGAAUACCUGGAUCGAGUCCAAGCUCUCCACAAUGCUGUCCAGGCACAGAAGAGCGACCCGCUGAAGUCCCGGCAUCAGGUGGAUCUGGAGCGCGCCCACUUCCUCGUUACACAGGCCUUCGAGGAAGACGAGAAGGGGAAUGAUGAUGAGGCUAUUGAGCUGUACACCCAAGCUGUGGAGCUCUGCAUUAAGACAUCCAAUGAGACAUCAGACCAGGCGCUGCAGAACAAGCUGAAGCAGCUAGCGCGUCAAGCUUUAGACAGGGCGGAGGGUCUUAAAGAAUCCCAGGCCAAAUCAACUCCAGGCCAGACAGGGCCUUCCGGUACCAAGCCCGGCAGUGGUGCCAAUUCUGGGGGACCAGUCCGCCAGUUUUUCCCCCUUGGGCCUGACUUCAGCCUCCACGACCGACCGCAGCCGCAGCCUGUCCGGGCAGUCCAGUCCAGCGAACCCCACGGUCAGCGCUACACGUCUGAGGAGAUCGAGGUGCUCAGGAGUACAUCAACCAUCAAUGGCAUAGCCUAUGUGCCCUUCAUGAGUGUGGACCUGAAGGAGCGAUUUGCCUUUCCUGUACCUUUCUCGGACAAAACUGGAAAACUGGCAUUGUCCCCCAAGCAGAAAGCCAUCUUCUCCCGCUGGGUUCGGCCAGACGAGAUCUGCAAUAACCCCACGAUGAUCAUGUCUGUGUCCAGCUUCAGCAUCAAACAGACGGUGGUGUCUGACUGUUCGUUUGUGGCGUCACUUGCCAUCAGUGCGGCCUAUGAGAGGCGCUACAACAAAAAACUCAUCACCAGCAUAAUCUAUCCUCAGAACAGACGAGGGGAACCGGAGUAUAACCCCUGUGGGAAGUACAUGGUCAAGCUUCACAUCAACGGAGUUCCCAGGAAGGUGAUCAUAGAUGACUACCUGCCGGUGGAUCGUAACGGAGAGCUGCUGUGCUCUUACUCCAGCAACAGGAACGAGCUCUGGGUCUCCCUGAUAGAGAAGGCCUACAUGAAGGUGAUGGGAGGCUACGACUUUCCUGGCUCCAACUCGAAUAUCGAUCUGCAUGCCCUCACUGGCUGGAUCCCUGAACGCAUCGCUAUGCACUCUGACAAUCAGUCAUUCAGCAAGGACGACACCUUCCGCAUGCUCUUCCAGAGGUUUCACAGGGGUGAUGUUCUCAUCACCACGGCAACAGGCGUCAUGACAGAGGAGGAAGGGGAGAGAUGGGGUUUGGUGCCAACACAUGCCUACGCUGUUCUUGACAUCAGGGAUUACAAGGGAAUGCGUUUCCUGCAGCUGAAGAAUCCGUGGAGUCAUCUGCGGUGGAAGGGACGCUACAGCGAGCGGGACGAGAAGAACUGGACGCCCGAGCUUCUCAAAUACCUCAACUUUGACCCUAAGACAGCACAGAAGUUUGAUAACGGUGUCUUCUGGAUCGCAUGGGAGGACCUUUGUCAGUACUAUGAUGUCAUCUACCUGAGCUGGAGCCCUGCACUCUUCAAAGAUUCCUCCUGCAUUCACAGUAGCUGGGAUGGGAAACAGGGCCCAGUAAAAGAUGUCUACAGUCUGGCCAACAAUCCCCAGUACAAGCUGGAGGUCCAGUGUCCAACAGGGGGAGCUGCUGUGUGGGUGCUGCUCACCAGACACAUCACUGACAAGGACGAUUUUGCACAAAACAGGGAGUUCAUCACUCUGGUCGUUUACAAGACAGAUGGCAAGAAGGUUUACUAUCCAGCGGACCCUCCUCCUUACAUCGAUGGCAUCCGCAUCAACAGCCCACACUAUCUGACCAAGAUGAGGCUGACCAGCGCAGGAACACACACCUUCACUCUAGUGGUCUCCCAGUACGAGAAACAGAACACCAUCAACUACACGCUACGGGUGUACUCUGGAUGCAAGUUCACCUUCUCCAAGAUCCCAAAUCCCUUCACUCAGUCAAAAAGGAUCAAUGGCCAGUGGAAGGGGGUCAGCGCUGGGGGUUGUGGGAACUACAAAGACUCAUACAAACACAACCCAAUCUAUCAGAUCAACCUGGAGCGGUCCGGACCGCUGCUUGUCGAGCUCCGAGGAUCCAGGCAGUACAGUGUUGGUUUUGAAAUGGUGACAGUGUCAACAGUGGGUGAUCCGGGCCCAGCAGCCUUCCAGAAGAAGACCAGUGGAGAUUACAGAUGUGGUUUCUGCUACAUGGAGGCGGAGCACGUCCCUGCAGGCAUCUACAACGUCAUCCCCACCACUUUCCUGCCCAAACAGGAGGGACCCUUCUUCUUAGACUUUGCGAGUACUUCGCCUCUCAAGGUCUCCCAGCUGCAGUGAAGACGGACCUGGAGAGAGCGCGGCGCAGGGAUUUGGAGGAGAGUACUUAACAUUUCUAAAGCUGCAGUUUGGAUGUAACGAGGUGUCGCGACCUCAUUAAAGCCCCGGGAGCCCAGGAUGUGACUGCUGCUAUCCUCUCGCCCCUCUUCUCUCUCCCAAACCUUCGCUAAACGGACAGACUUUGGACUUGAGUUUUGACUCCAUGACUCCACGUCUCUGUUGUGAAGAAUUAAAUUAUUGAUAAGAAAUAACCAAGAGGCACUUCAGCGUGGAACACGACCUGUAACCAUCAAACACACGAUCACUCGUCUGACCAAGCUGUUCAAAGCUUUCGCCACGCACAAGUCCUCCACAAGAUUCAAUAAUUAGCAUCAGUGUCGUUUUUUCUGGUCAGACAGUCAAAUCUAACAGAUUUCACGAGACAUUAGCGAUCAUACGACCACGUCCUGGACUCGACAGGGUGUGGAAAACACAACAGGGUUGAAGCUCACUGCAAAGCUGAUGCCAAGGCUGCUCGGAAGCAGCAGAUUCUUCUUCUUCACAGGUUCUGUUUUGCUGCAAUGAGCGCCUCAUCAGUGAAUCACAUGUUUAACUUUCACGUACGAAUCAAAUACUUUUGGCCAAAAUCUGGAUCUUAGCGGAGACUUUAAAUAUUUUUUUUCCGCUGUUUCGGCUGUAGGAAGAGUUCAUGAUGGCGCCUAGAUGUCAAGUCAAGUUGAAUAAAAUAAUAAACCAGUCAUAACAAUAGAUGUGGAGGCCGUAGCGUGGAUCUGCUGAUUGGGGCGCUCAUUACUGCAAAACUACUUGAAGAAGAAUUACCUUGACACAAACAAGUAUCGGAUCACUUGAUCUGGCUUUCAAAUAAUAUAUAAAAACCUGAUCAAACUUUCAUCUAAUUGAGUUCAAUAGGCUGCCAAAAUCUUUAAAAAAGCUGUUAUAAAGUCUGUCAAGCAGAAGGGACGGUUAGUUUCCUCGAAUGACCGCGAAGGUUUCUUUAUUCUCAGGAGCAGUGCAGCAGAGCAGCACCACAGGGAAUCCAGUAUGGCAGCAGUUGAAUGAUGUCUCUUCAUGUUGUCCGUGGAUGUGACGGCUGAGUGACAAGCAUCAGCCUGAUUUCACUGACAGGCCUCAGCGUUGCUUCAGCCACACGGCGUAGGUGUUCUACCUGUGUGUAUGCGUGCAUGAGUAAAUGAUUGUCACGAUCGACCUUUUACAGGUUUAAAAAAAAAAAACAAAAACAACUUACAUGUAUUGCCAAGUAUUCAUAUUCUGUUUAUGUUUUGUUAAUGAACUGCACUUUUUUUUUUCUCCAUCAUUUCUCAUUACUGUCAAACAAAAAUGUGUAGAAAUACUUUGAUUUCUUAAAGCCAGAAGCUCAUCUUAAAGUUUACGGUGUGGAACAUCUGAUUGGGGCGACGUCGGCUUUCAGCAGCGUGUCGUGUCCAGAUGCUGUUUUUCCCUCUGCAAGGCUUUGCGUCACAUGACCCUCUGCCAACGACGUCCGGUGCAAUCACGGAGGCUCUUUAGCGUUCUGGUCUUAUGAGAUCCUGUCGAAAUGAACGUAGAGGUUAUGCUGCAUCCUAUGGAAGCAGUCGGCAUCAGAACAGUGUGUGCAGACAUCUGAAACAUGUCUCUCUGAGUCAACACACCCGAUGACUCACUGGGACUUUCUCUGCAUUGCAACUCGCUGCUUCAACCUUUUUGUUCUCUCUUGCUGUUUUGUUUUGAUGGGACUCACAAUCUACAGGCCAUUUUUUUUAGAAUGAAAUCUUGACCCUGGGAAUAAAGCUCCACUUACUAGCUUUUAUUUUAAGCUUCUAACUGCAUCCCAGUUUUCAUCAGUGAAUAAACUUCACUCAGCUGGUGGAGGCUACACGACAUCUCCACGGCAGCUGUGCGUUCAGAGAAAGUUCCAGAAAAACCUUGAGCGAAGUCGGAUGACUCCAGUUUCGUUUUUAAAAUUCAAACUUAAGUAACAGUUGACGCUUGUUCGAUGUAUUUCAGUCAGAAAUGUUCACAUCGUAGCAUCGAUAUGUCUGCAUGUCUGUGUUCACUGAGCUCGAUGCGCAGCUGAAACCUGCUGCCCCGUCCUCGUUCACCGCACAACGCAAAUAAAACACUCUGACGUAGCAUCUUCACGUUGCUUACGUUGCCUGGAAAAAACUCACAACUUACGGUGACACAAAAUGGAAAGGCAGCAAAUCCUCACAUUUCUGAAGCUGGAACAAGAAAUGUAUUUGCACAAGUGGUUAAUUUAUUGUCAAAUUUGCUGUUGAUGUGUUUUCAAGUCUGUCUGUGUAGAUGUGGCUCGUGGCUCUUCAUCCGACUCACCAGGGCAUCGUGCACUGAAUGUGGACAAUAGUACUGUAACGUUUUCACAAAAAACUCUGGCUUUGCUGUACAAUCAGUUCAUUCUAAUUUCUAAUCCUCAGCGUGACUCAACACCAAGACGACUCACCAUAAAAAUACUGUCUCUGUUAUUCAACGUGUGUUUAAAGGUUGAGAUGAUCUGCUCAGAGUGGAAAAUAGCUUUAAAUCCCCAUCGCCAUGCACCUCUGUUCACCUGUUGAUCGAUGCUAAUUUAUUACCACAUCCUUUUGUUCAGUCUUUUUACUCAUUUGAAGAUGCAGCAGGACAAUCUUGCAGCAACCUCUUGUAUGAAUGAUGAUGUGAUGUUUGCAGAACUUGCACUAAAUGUUGGGUAGACUGAUGUGUUCAAAAUUUGAAUACAGCCAAUUAUAUCUGC
Messenger RNA from Stegastes partitus (bicolor damselfish), 5460 nucleotides. It is a transcript of the gene capn7, whose product is annotated as calpain 7. The transcript has 21 exons. The coding region runs from base 246 to 2714 and encodes 822 amino acids. The record is from RefSeq and is a predicted model, not a curated record. Gene Ontology annotation, biological process: proteolysis. Gene Ontology annotation, molecular function: calcium-dependent cysteine-type endopeptidase activity. Lineage: Eukaryota; Metazoa; Chordata; Actinopteri; Pomacentridae.